AUGAGAGGUAAAAUGGAUAAAAUAAAUAACGUAUUAUUACAAGCGAUAUUCAACUUGAUAGAACCAAAUAAACUGCUUUAUAGUGGUGAUAAUAUAGCUGCCGAUAGAUUAUACGAGUCAUUUCCUUGCUUUGAUAUAGUUAGCUUGGCAUUGGUGUCUUGGAAAUGGUUCAACAAUCUAUCAAAGUUAAUAGACCGAUUAGAACUACGGUUGUACUAUAAAGAAACACUCGGAAGGCGCAUGAAACUUGAGAAAGUAGCAACCGCUGCACUCUAUCGAGUGGGCAGAACCGAGAAGUUGGAAAGAGACAAACCGAAUAUCACCAUAGAUCUUGACCAUUUCAAGAGUCUACUGGAUUCUAAAUUCAGUUUGUUGCGUGCUUGCAAUCUACGACAACUGGUGAUUCGCGAUGUCUAUCCGUGGAACAAGCGGUUCGACAGCGUCAUCAACAACCUCUAUAACGGCGGACAACUCAAAUCGGUGACUGUCAUCACCGAAAUAGUGUUACUUCCAAACUUUAUAAGUAAACAUCCACACAAGAAUCGAUUCCAAUACUACGUUGUACCGACCAUUACCAACUGUCUAAAGAGCACGGACAUCGCUGCUUCCAUCAAAUAUCUGAAACAGCCGGCCAACAAUAUCGUUUGGCUGGAAACAAUCUUUUCGAAUCAUCCGGAUUCCCCACUGGAAAAAGGCAUUGCUAUGCUAGCCGACAUUGAAAAAGCGGUGCCACUGGCGAUGACUCAAUUUUCUUUUCCUCAUUUCUUCUCGGAUAUUCCCCCGAAUGACUGGCUGCAGAUGCACCAACUCUCCAAUAUCUACAAAAGGAUUUCCAAUAAUAAAAUUCUUUUAAAUGAAAAUCUUAAAGGAAAGAAAUCAACAUUUUUAAAUGUCAAUAUUCAUUUAUGUCCUUUAUUCAACUAA
Heterostelium album PN500 is the source of this 924-nucleotide messenger RNA. RefSeq lists its product as uncharacterized. The coding region runs from base 1 to 924 and encodes 307 amino acids. The record is from RefSeq and is a predicted model, not a curated record. The transcript is spliced from 3 exons. NCBI's taxonomy places the organism in Eukaryota, Evosea, Eumycetozoa, Acytosteliales, Acytosteliaceae.